Molecule: messenger RNA, 672 nt
Organism: Zasmidium cellare ATCC 36951
Lineage: Eukaryota; Fungi; Ascomycota; Dothideomycetes; Mycosphaerellales; Mycosphaerellaceae
Exons: 2
Coding region: 1-672 (223 amino acids)
Source: RefSeq, a predicted model, not a curated record
AUGAAGUCCAUCAUCGCCACCGGCCUCCUCGCGGCCGUAGUCACCGCCCAAAGCCAAUACUCCAUCGACCCCAACUCCGUCGACGAAAGCACGAGAAAAUACUGGUGCCAACAACAACAAGCCCAAUGCCCGCUGAUCUGCCUCCAAACCGCGGCCAACAGCGCCACCACCACCUCCAACGACUGCGACCCGUCCGCCCUCACCUACUCCUGCGUCUGCGACAACGGCAUCUCGCCCAACAUCUCCGAGUACUCCCAGACCCUGCCCUACUACAUCUGCACGCAGUGGGGCCAGCAGUGCGUCUCCAACUGCAACGGCGACACCGCCUGCGCGAGCGCCUGCACCCAGGACCACCCCUGCGGCGCGAGCAACCCGACCCGCCAGAACACGAGCACGUUGACGCGGACGAUGAGUAAGACGGCGAGUGCGGGUGCCAGUGGGAGUGGGAGUGAGGAGGCCGCCGCGACGACGGAUGGGAGUGGGCAGACUAUUUACAGUGGGUUUGCGGGGGAUAGCCCGAGUAGCACCGGGGGGAAUGGGGGCAGUGGGGGAGGGGAUUCCUCUGCUGCUUCUUCGACGCUGGUGAGGGUUUGGGCGCUGAGUGCUGGGCAGACUUUUGGGACGCUGGCGCUUGUUGGGGGGAUUGUUGGUGGUUUUGCCAUGUUGUUGUAA